Trichoplax adhaerens is the source of this 879-nucleotide messenger RNA. RefSeq lists its product as uncharacterized. Bases 1 to 879 code for a protein of 292 amino acids. Lineage: Eukaryota; Metazoa; Placozoa; Uniplacotomia; Trichoplacea; Trichoplacidae. The record is from RefSeq and is a predicted model, not a curated record. The transcript has a single exon. Gene Ontology annotation, molecular function: protein binding.
AUGGGUCAAAAACCGAGUCAUAAGGUGAAAUUGUCUAUUGGAGGCCGUAGCGACGAUCGAAUACAACAUUUACUGCAAUCGGGUCGUCGAUAUCGUCAACAUAAGGACUACGAACGCGCUAAAAAGCAAUAUAUUAAAGCUCUUGAUAGUGUCAUUAAUAAUAAGCUAGAAAAAGUUCUAUAUCGAAAUCGAUUACUGUUAGAAAUUUUCCUUGAUAUUUCUCGCUGCCAUCGAAAACUUUUACAAGUGGAUGAAGCAAAUUAUUACUGUAGACUUGCUGAAAAUGUAGCUAAACAAAUUCGAAAUCAACUCGCUAACGAUCACAGUUUAGAUUCUAUUUCCGAUUGCGACAUGAAAAAGCAAGAUCAUGCAGCAUUAGAUACCCACAAUUUGGAUCAUUUUGGAAGGAACGAAUUAAGAAGUUAUGACUUGGCAAUUGGUAUAUUAUAUGGUAAGAUUGGAAGAAUGUAUUUUGCACAAUGUAAAUACAGUGAAGCUUUACCUAUCUGUAAAACAGCAAUCAAUAUUCAAACGACAUUGCGUAGCAAAUGUGAUCAAGAUAUCGCUACAUUAUAUGAUGUUAUUGGACAUGUCUAUAAAUAUAAAAGUAAGUACGAUGAAGCUUUGUCACACUAUCAAGCCUCGUUAAAUAUGAGGCAAGAAUUGAAAGAAACAAAUAAGUUAGACCUAGCUAACUCUUAUGAAAACAUUGCUGAUAUCUAUAGUAGACAACGGAAAUUAGAUGAUGCUUUAUCCUUAUAUGAAACAUCGCGAAACCUUAGACAAGAAAUAUUAGGAAAUGACGCCAUCGAAAUUAAGCAUUCAAAUGGGCGUAUAACCAAAAUCCUUUAUUUACAAGACAAACAUAACGAUCUAUGA